Danio aesculapii is the source of this 813-nucleotide messenger RNA. Its product is annotated as polyamine-transporting ATPase 13A3-like. The record is from RefSeq and is a predicted model, not a curated record. The coding region runs from base 383 to 715 and encodes 110 amino acids. Lineage: Eukaryota; Metazoa; Chordata; Actinopteri; Cypriniformes; Danionidae. The transcript is spliced from 5 exons.
UGAACUCUGCAUGGAAGGAACUGGUGGCCCGCAGGCCUCCCUCCGGCCUGGUCUCAGGUCCUCUCCUCUUCUCAGUCCUCACGCAGAUCCUCAUCUGCCUGGCUUUCCAGAUCAUUUCCUUCCUCCUGAUCCAAAGGCUGGACUGGUACUCCAAGCCUGAUUUCUACAACUGCUCUCUUCCUCAUCACCAUGGAUAACUACAGUAACUCCACCGGGACUAAGAAGAAAAUAUAGUCAACGAUGUGAACACCUACGCUGUUCUUCAUCUCCUCGUUUCAGUAUCCUCAUUGUUGCCAUCGUCUUCUCCAAAGGAAAACCUUUCCGCCAGCCCAGCUACAAGAACUGGCCAUUUGUCCUCUCCGCUUUAAUUCUUGUCAUUUUCAUGUUUUUCAUCAUGUUUUUCCCAAUCUCUGGAAUCUACCAGUUUUUGGAGCUGGUGUGUGUUCCUUUGAGCUGGCGUGUGUCUAUGGUGAUUAUAAUACUGGCCAACACCAUAGUGUCUGUCAUUAUUGAGGGAGGAAUAGACAUGUAUGGAUCUAAAUGCUUCUCCUGGCUGUGCUGCCAGCAGAGAAAAGUGCCCAAGGCACGCUACAUGCAUCUGGCACAAGAACUAAGCGUGGAUCCUGACUGGCCCCCCAAACCCAAGAGCACUACUGAAGCCAAACCCGCCCUACUUCCAGAUGACUGCUCCUACCAGAUCGAGGCGAUUUCCUAGCAUUUCUUUCAGCAGUAUAUACACUCCGUAUUGCACGUCCAAACCACCAGGGAUUUCUGUAAACACUGUCAAAACAAUUUGAAAAGACCAAAAACCUG